This is a messenger RNA of Spirodela intermedia, 1906 nucleotides long. NCBI's taxonomy places the organism in Eukaryota, Viridiplantae, Streptophyta, Magnoliopsida, Alismatales, Araceae. The record is from the annotation of a GenBank genome assembly.
AUGGAUCCCAGGAUGUGGCACAUAGUCGCUGGAGUCUCCGGUACUUCAUUCCCCUCUGUCAAUCUGCGUAUUUAGAAUUUUGCGGGACGAUUGCUUGUUCUAUUUGUGGUUCGCCGAUACUCUGAGGUUUCUCAAUACUCUGCCCUAAUGAUAUUCGGUUUGAGCAGGAGCUGCUGCCGUAGGGCUUGGUUCCUAUGGGGCACAUAUGUUCAAGCCCAAGAAUCCUUCUUACAAGGAGGUAUCAUUUCCGGCUUCGGUCCCUUGGAUUUCGUGGAUAAUUGUGUAGAAAUUGAAACAGAUCAUUGUCUUGACGAACCUCGUGGUUUCGUGUUAACAAAAGGUUUGGCAUACGGCGUCUCUUUACCAUCUGGUUCACACGGCCGCCCUGCUAGCGGCUCCUCUCACCAAACGCCCCCACCUUGUAUGCAACAUUUGGAUUUCCUGCUUCAUUUGGCGUCCUGACGUUCUUUAUUCUCUCUGUCUAUAUAUAAAUUCUUAAUAUAUAUUUCUCGUUUUUAUGCUCCAUCGUGGCAGUUUGGAGGCCUUUUGACUGCUGGAAUUUUGACCUUCUCGGGGACGUAAGAUUCGAUUGCUGAUAUUCAUUUCAUGUUUUCUUCAGCAUUUAAUAUUGACUUGGUAGAUUUUCAUCAUUGAAUGAAAAAUUACUCCUGAGCGUUAAAUGCUGCGCUUAUAGAUACUUUCUAACAUCCAAUUCUGCUUUCGCGAUUCCUCAGAAAUGAAAUACCAGUUUUCUUCUGUUUUGUGGGUAUAAAUCUCCUUUUUCUUGUGUCGGCAAUUCAUUGCUAAAACGAUAGGUCCACUCGCGAGUCUUGGUUUUGAGUUUGGUAAAUUUUGGUGAAAACUUGAACUAGGAACGUUGAAACAGCUGCAAAAUACUUCCUGAUGGAGACCGACAAGGAAAGGCAACUGUGGAAGCAGCCGUUGUAGGAGAGCCCGAUUUCUCAGAAACUAUCUAGGUGCUAUAGAACUAUGCUUUCUGUGGCACGGGCGUGGUAACUGGUUACUGAAGAGAAACAUUUAUUCUUCUCUUCUCUGGUUGUGAUACACGAUGGGUUUGUUUAUGAGGCACGAGUUGCUGCUUAUCUGGAUGGGGGUAACCAAAUAUUUUUAUUAUAUUUUGAUAUAUUACUAUUUUUACUUAGUGGCCGGAGGAAAAGAGGAAGAACGAAAGAAAAAAUAAAUGGCAAGUUCAGUGAAUGUGAAACAGAGGAAGUUACCUCGUGUGAUCAUUGAACUGUUGGUUCUUAAGCCCCAUUCAAGCUGUUUAGCCUCCUGAAAACUGGAAUCAUCAAGAGAGGGACAACAUCUUGCGCCCAAGAUCUGUUCUUCAUCGUCUGGUAUUAUACUAAAAAGAGAAACGGGAUGAUAGAACUGCACUGGUAAAUCUCGUCGGAGAAAGCUCCUCCUUUUCAUUAAUGAAAUAUUUAAUGUUUAAUAUUUUUGGAGAUCUAUCAGAAGCCUUUUGCAGAAAAUUUACACAAUGUUAUAUCCUUUUGCAAAGACACUUUCUUCUUCGUAUAUAUCUGUUAAAAAUCAAUUGCUCCAUUUAGCCCGCAAUCGAUCUACCAUGGCCUUUCGCAAAAUAUCCCAUGGCGGAUCAUUUCUCCAUCGAAGCCCAAUUCCUAUGGUUUCACUGUUCUAUCUUCUCUCUUCUAUUAUUUGGGAACCAAUAUCCUCAAGUUUUUAUGAGAGAAAGCAGACAUCUGUGCAUCCUCAGGACACCAAGAGCUCCAAUUCCAGCGUGUGAAUUGGAAUGCCAAUUUUGAUUUGAAUCACUUUUUUCAGGUGCUACAUCGUGGCUUAUCUUGAAGACAGAAAGUACUCUUCUCUCGCACCUGUCGGGGGCUUUGCAUUCAUCGGUGCUUGGGCGAGCCUACUAAUUUAG